UCUUCACCCUGCGCAUACAUGGAUUUGUCUCACUCCCAGCUGCCUUCUUCUUCUUCGAUUUUCAUCACUACACCUCCCCUCUAACUCAUGCUAGCCUAUGACGUCAACUUGCUACUCUCCAAACAUGUCAAAGUAUGCUUAUCAUUGAACCGCCGUAUAAACGAAGAAUUCUCCAUGGAUCUGUCUCACUCUCUCGCCAUUUACAUAUCUCUUGCUCUCUUCUGCUCGUUUCUCCUUCUCUGGUUCAUAGCUAUUUGCUGGUGUAGAGGGCCAUGUGUAGACUAUAACAGACCAGUGAAGUCAGCGUUUGAGGCACACUUGGAUCCUGCUAUACGUAACUUUGCAAUCAAGAAAAAAUAUGAUCUUUAUUAUGAACGUCUUCUGAAGGGUGUUCACCCUCCUGACCCCUCCCCCCGUGAGCAAGCUAUGAUGGACGACAGCAGCGCCUCAUAUUUUAUACGCACACCGCUGGCCGGUCUUACUGCAGAUGAUAUUCCUCUCAAAGGCAAACAAAAGAAUCAAGAGUCCUCGAAUGCGGAAUCUAUAGACAGUACCAAUGGCUCUCUCACGGAGAUGGACCGUGGUACCCAGGCUCUCCUGAAGACGCGGCCGAUUCCGACCAUAAUGAUCACUAAGGGGUCUAGUUCCGAGAUUGGGAAAGGGAGUACUGAUAUGUCAACGUCCAGUCAGAGGUCGUUGGAGGUUUGAAUGCAGGGAGACCGUCAAUUCGGGUCUGAACACUGGAGACCAUAGAAUUGGGUUUAAAAUGCGUCAGCCAUACAAAGCAGCCAAUUGAUUAACCACCCCUAGAAAAGCUGUGAUGUUUGCUAGGUGCUUUGAGUGUCAGAUGGAGAAACAAAGAGAAUUCAGGAUUCACAAUAGACGAAAAUCAUAUUAGCUUUUUUAGCAUUAUUUGAUGCACUCUUUGGGGAAAAAUAAAGCAGCAUAAAAAUCAAGAAAAACGUGCUCUUCAUUUGGUUGGAUUUCAUCUCCCUACAUUAAAAAGCUGCAUUUUUAUGACGGCAACAAAAAAUAACAAUCUUUUACAGUACGUAAAGGGUAACUUUUGACUGUAGAAACAAUCUGGAAACGAAAGACUUAUGUUAAAGACAGUUGAGAGGAAAUGCAGGGAUAGUAUAGCUUAGCUAGGCCUUACCAAAAGAGAUACAUGAGCUAGGCCUUACCAAAAGAGAUACAUGAGCUAGGCCUUACCAAAUGAGAUACAUGAGCUAGGCCUUACCAAAAGAGAUAUAUGAGCUAGGCCUUACCAAACGAGAUACAUGAGCUAGGCCUUACCAAAAGAGAUAUAUGAGCAAGGCCUUACCAAAAGAGAUACAUGAGCUAGGCCUUACCAAAUGAGAUACAUGAGCUAGGCCUUACCAAAAGAUAUACAUGAGCUAGGCCUUACCAAAAGAGAUAUAUGAGCUAGGCAUUACCAAAAGAGAUACAUGAGCUAGGCCUUACCAAAUGAGAUACAUGAGCUAGGCCUUACCAAAAGAGAUGUAUGAGCUAGGCCUUACCAAGAGAGAUACAUGAGAUAGGCCUUACCAAAAGAGAUAUAUGAGAUAGGCCUUACCAAAGAGAUACAUAAGUUAGGCCUUACCAAAAGAGAUAUAUGAGCUAGGUCUUACCAAAAGAGAUAUAUAUGAGUUAGGCCUUACCAAAAGAGAUACAUGAGCUAGGUCUUACCAAAAGAGAUAUAUGAGCUAGGCCUUACCAAAAGAGAUACAUGAGCUCAAAAGAGAUACAUAAGCUAGGCCUUACCAAAAGAGAUACAUGAGAUAGGCCUUACUAAAAGAGAUACAUGAGCUAGGCCUUACCAAAUGAGAUAACAUGAGCUACAAUCCUCAACAAAAGUAAGUGGGACACUUCCCAUACGAACAACCGCCAACCCUCUCCCCCCGAUUAAUAUUGGUUAGAGGCGAUUUUUCAGCUCAGAACACAAACAGUAGCAAGGUGAUCAUUUGCCCUCCAACAUUGAGCAAGGGGGAGGGAAAGUGUCCCAUUAGUUUUGUUACAGAUUGUAGGUCUUACUAAAAGAGAUAUAUGAGCCUUAGUUUUGACAAUAUAAUAAUAAAGGAGAAAUAACUAA
Molecule: messenger RNA, 2092 nt
Organism: Nematostella vectensis (starlet sea anemone)
Lineage: Eukaryota; Metazoa; Cnidaria; Anthozoa; Actiniaria; Edwardsiidae
Exons: 2
Coding region: 88-708 (206 amino acids)
Source: RefSeq, a predicted model, not a curated record